Messenger RNA from Psilocybe cubensis, 1908 nucleotides. RefSeq lists its product as uncharacterized. The coding region runs from base 1 to 1908 and encodes 635 amino acids. Lineage: Eukaryota; Fungi; Basidiomycota; Agaricomycetes; Agaricales; Agrocybaceae. The record is from RefSeq and is a predicted model, not a curated record. Gene Ontology annotation, molecular function: catalytic activity. The transcript has 18 exons.
AUGUCUUUCAUUCCAGAUACCGUGUACAAUCUCGUUCAUGGAAACGAAACAGUCACAGCCGCCUUGGCCAAAGACCCCACAAGUUCUGUCGACACCAUCGCCUGGAAACUGUUCGCGAAGCACCCAAAGAGAGCUGCAAACAUCAAGGUGGGGCAACACCACCCUACACCGAAGGACCUCGAUCGCGUGGCAGAGUGUGGAACCUUUAUUAGUAGACCAAGUGACCUUUUUCUCCAGAUAUACGGCGAGGUAUUGCGAACAUACGAGUACGAUCCGUUGGCCAAUUUGGUCUCUCCGUCCCUUAGCGCCUCCACUGGGGUGAUGCCUCUAUCCAUAAUAAGCGUUAUACCAGACAUUAUGCGCCAUUACGCAGACUGCAUCGUCCGGGCAGAAAAGGAGGUUUUUUUCGCAACAAGUAUUUGGGAGGCCUCAACAGCAGCAACUGUCGUCACAGAUGCACUGCGGGAACUAUCUCACCGUGCAGGUGCUCGAGGGAAUCGAGUUGUUGUAAAAAUCAUGUAUGAUAGGGGUAACGUGAAACAGAUCUAUAACCCUCAUCAAAUUGUACCUGUAGCAGAAUACACUGGCGACGCUGUGAAGCUCCCCCAUCCCGAUGAGAUUCCUCACAUAGAUUUAGAAGUAUGUAAUUACCAUCAACCUCUUCUCGGCACAUUUCACGCUAAAUAUAUGGUGGUCGAUCGGAAAAUAGCAAUAAUAAACAGUAAUAACACACAGGACAGAAGGGUCAACAUGGAGAUGAUGUCACAUAUUGAGGGGCCCAUUGUCGAAGCAUUCUAUGACAUGGCCUUAAUGUCCUGGAGCACCGUUAUGAAACCGCCAUUGCCGCUCCUUACUAUCCCCCCUGUGAAACCCAAUGUGUACAAAUUCCGGAACGAUCAUCCUCAUGUCGCAGCCAAGGACACCGAAGUGGCAAAGCUGAAUGCCCGAGAUACGCUCAGAACGCAUGAGUUUCCCGACUCCAUGAAGCAUAUCAGUCAACAGGACUUGUAUGAUGCUGACGACGCCGCCGAGAAGCAGCAUAACGAAGAAGGGUUACAUGAAGGGGCGUGGCGUACGAGGUUGUCUAAAAUAACGAAACAUUUGAGUGGGUAUACAACCCUCCAGCCUGACACCCAGGCUACCUUACCUGAAGGAGUUGACUUGGAAGAUUUCACGCCUCAUAUCAUCCAUGCUCCACACGACCCCUUUCCAAUUGCUAUGGUCAACCGAAGGCCUCGGGGUGCAAUCGAAUACACUGACGUGAAUAACCCCCAGGAUAUAGCCUGGUUGGCAGGAUUCCAUUAUGCUAAACAAAAGGUUUUUAUUCAAACGCCUACAUUCAAUGCCGCAGCAGUAGUAGAGGCUACUCUCGCUGCCGUCCGAAGAGGUAUCGAAGUCAUUUUGUAUAUCAACCUGGGAUAUAACGACGGUGGCGAAUCCUUACCAUUUCAAGGUGGAACUAACGAGGUCGUCGUAGCGAAGAUGUACACGGAAUUGGAAGAGAAAGAAAAAGACUUACUGAAAGUGUACUGGUACACAGCGAAAGACAUGUGUCGACCCGUCAACGCUAGGAAAAAGCAGAGAAACUGCCAUAUAAAGCUUAUGAUUGUGGACGACCAUGUCGGGAUCAUGGGAAACGGGAACCAGGAUUCUCAGUCUUGGUACCACUCACAAGAAGCAAAUAUCCUUAUUGAUUCCGCUGAUGUGUGCAAAGAGUGGGCAGAUGGCAUCAGAGCUAACCAGAACACGCACAUAUACGGUCGUGUUGAUAAAGAUGGUAUAUGGAGAGAUCCUAAAGAUGGUAGCGUUCUUGAAGACAUGGGAACUACGAAGGGUGGAUCGAUAGGCGCUGUAGCUAAAGGUCUGGUAGACGCCGUUAAACGAGUCCAGGGAAAAGGAGGCUUUUAA